Messenger RNA from Lingula anatina, 1595 nucleotides. Its product is annotated as ribosome biogenesis protein NSA2 homolog. Lineage: Eukaryota; Metazoa; Brachiopoda; Lingulata; Lingulida; Lingulidae. The record is from RefSeq and is a predicted model, not a curated record.
UGGAGAUAAACUAGCUAGCGAUACUGCAGACUUCCAUGUUGUUUCCUCGUGGUCGACAAGAUAAGUUCCACAUUUAGUCGAAAUUGAAUAGAUUCUUGCUCAAGUAACCGCAUCAACUCCUAAAUAUGCCACAGAACGAGCACAUAGAGCUCCAUCGCAAGCGGCAUGGCUACCGCCUGGAUUACCAUGAGAAAAAGAGGAAGAAAGAAAGCCGAAAGCCCCAUGAGAUGGCAGAGAAAGCAAAGAAGUUACGUGGUCUGAAGGCCAAGUUGUACAACAAGAAACGACAUGCUGAGAAGGUCCAAAUGAAAAAGACCAUCAAAAUGCACGAAGAACGAAAAACCAAACAGAAGAAGGAUGAUGUGGUCCCAGAGGGCGCUGUGCCUGCUUAUCUCCUGGACCGCGAAGGACAGUCCAGAGCCAAGGUUUUAUCAAACAUGGUGAAACAAAAACGGAAAGAAAAAGCUGGCAAGUGGGAGGUGCCACUUCCCAAAGUUCGAGGCAUCAGCGAGGCUGAAGUCUUCAAAGUUGUACGAACUGGUAAAUCCAAGCGGAAAGCCUGGAAAAGAAUGGUCACCAAACCAUGCUUCGUUGGCGACGGGUUCACAAGAAAACCUCCCAAAUAUGAACGAUUUAUUCGACCAAUGGGACUGAGGUACAAGAAGGCCCAUGUGACACACCCCGAGUUAAAAGCCACAUUCUGUCUCCCUAUCAUAGGAGUGAAGAAGAACCCCAGCUCCCCCCUGUAUACCUCACUAGGAGUGCUAACCAAGGGCACUGUCAUUGAAGUGAACAUUAGUGAACUGGGCCUUGUGACUCAGGGUGGAAAAGUGGUGUGGGGAAAAUAUGCACAGAUUACAAAUAACCCUGAAAAUGAUGGCUGCAUUAACGCUGUGCUAUUGGUGUAGGGGCUGUGACUGACGUGGACUUCUGUGAACUGAACCAUUAGAAAUCAGGGUGGAAAAGUGGUGUGAAGAAAGAAUGCUCAGAUUACAAAUAACCCUGAAAAUGAUGGCUGUAUUAACGCUGUGCUAUUGGUGUAGGGGCUGUGACUGAAGUGGACUUUUAUGAACUGAACCAUUAGAAAUCAGGGUGGAAAAGUGUUGUGGGGAAAUAAAAGAAUGCAUAUAGUAAUUCGAAAGUGACGGUUGCACAUUGGAGCUAAUUUAUUUUUCCUCUGUUAGCAACAAGCACUUGUGUUCUUUCCACUUUAGAGAAAGAAAGACAUUGCCAUUUAUUAUAAGUUUUCUCUGUUUUUCCAAGGUAAGAAAAGAUGAAAAAGUUUUUAAAAGGUGUUACAGAGGGAAACUGUUCUGUAAAGAAUAAAUGUACUACUAGUACAUGCUGUAUUUAUCAGCAGAUGCUCAGUAUGGUAAUCUUCUGAGUGAAAAAAAUGAAACUUUCAAAAAUGUGGGAACAAUUCUUUUAUUGGCAGAAAUUGCUGUGUUUGGUUAUUUGAUAAAAAAAAAUAGUAAGCUCUGUUCUUUUUCUGUUGGAAGUGGUUAAGAUUGCAAUGUAUAAAGAAUGUUUGAUAUGCUAUUGAGAAACUAAAAUAUAAAAACUUUUUAAAAAAUUGAAAGUAUAAGUGUAUUUAU